UAUUACCCUUGGACAGUGGAAUUGUGGGAUUUUGUCUCGUGGAGCGACUCUUCGUCGCGACCGCUUCAGCUCUGAGGACCUUUGUCCUUGUGGUUGGAGAGAUUAGGCUGCGUCCUUUCGAGAUCGAACGAUUCCCAGGGCCAUGAAUAAAGACAGCUCCUUUUCAAAGAACUCCAAGGAGGAUACCCAGAAACCAGAGAAGAAAUGCAAGGCCUUCAAGGAUAUUUCCAAAUACUUCUCUAAGGAAGAAUGGGCAAAACUUGGAUACUCAGAUAAAAUCACCUAUGUGUACAUGAAGAGAAACUAUGACACCAUGACUGGUCUAGGUCUCAGGGCCACCCUCCCAGCCUUCAUGUGUCCUAAAAAGAGGGCCAUGAAAUCCAGUGGGCAUGAUUCUGAUGAAGGUCAGGACCGCAAGAAUCAGGGUGAACCUCGUCAGGGGCCUUCUGAUGCGCAAGAUCGAGAGCAAAUGAAGGUGAUGCUCAAGAAACCAAUAAAGGAAGAAAGUGAUUCAGAACCAAUACCAAUAACACCUGGCCCUGAGCAGGCUCAGAAAGAGCUGUGCCCCCCAGGAAAAGCAAGUACCUCUGGUCAACAGAGCGAGAACAUACCAGGACCCAGGAGAGGGAUGAAUAGUAUUUGGGCCUACAGACUGCGGGAAAGAAAGAACCUAAUAGUGUAUGAAGAGAUCAGUGAUCCCGAGGAAGAUGACUAACUCUGGAUGUGACAAGUGCCCAUGAUAAGAAGCCUUUCACGAAGUGGCCUUUCACGAACAUGGGCAUGGCUGUGAACUCCUAGCCAUCAGGUGUAUAGCGAGUAAAAGAGCGAGUUCACAGUAGUGAAAAGUUUUUCUUACUCUGUGACAAAUAUUGUUAGAUAUUAGAGUUUUGUUAAUGAACAAGACAUAUACUUAAUGCAUAUUUCUUUCUGUUUAUCCAUGCACUUAACCUUAGAAAAUAAGUAUUGUUGGGUAUUCUCUGCCCAGAACGGCACGACCCUCCUCCCCUGAUGUGAUUGCUGGAGGGCAGUUCUGGGUGUUUGAUUCCACGUGUUUUUCUCUGCAUUUACACACACACGUGGUACCACUGUAAGUAUCUCCCACCUGCUUUUCCCCAUUGCCUGCACAUCUUGGACA
This is a messenger RNA of Leptonychotes weddellii (Weddell seal), 1135 nucleotides long. Its product is annotated as protein SSXA1-like. Gene Ontology annotation, biological process: regulation of DNA-templated transcription. Gene Ontology annotation, cellular component: nucleus. Lineage: Eukaryota; Metazoa; Chordata; Mammalia; Carnivora; Phocidae. The record is from RefSeq and is a predicted model, not a curated record.